Messenger RNA from Chironomus riparius, 2126 nucleotides. The record is from the annotation of a GenBank genome assembly. NCBI's taxonomy places the organism in Eukaryota, Metazoa, Arthropoda, Insecta, Diptera, Chironomidae.
CAGCAUUUCAAUAAUGAAGUUCAAUAUGUUUUCGUUUCUACUGCCAACUUUAAUAUUUCAGUUGGUUUCGGGUUCAGAAGAUUCCAAUGAAAGUGAUGAAAAGUCAUCAGAAAUUUUUGACAGUAGCUCAAAUCAUGUUCAUCCAUUUGGAAAACCAUUAAAUAUUCUUCGUUUUGGAGAAAAUGGGCAAUUUAUAGUCGAUAAUGAAACAUUGAAUGAUAUGUUUAAUCAUCCGGAUGUAAAAGAUUGCAAAAUUGUUGCUGUUAGCAUCAUUGGAGCAUUUCGAAAAGGAAAAUCUUUUCUUAUGGACUAUGCGCUACGGUUUAUGUACGGAAAUUACAAGUCAGUCGCGUAUCCUGACAAUCCACUUAAUAACACUGCUAAUUGGAUGGGUGAGCCUGAAGAGAAACUAAGAGGAUUCUCGUGGAGAGGUGGUGUUCAAAGAGAUACGUCCGGUGUUAUUUUAUGGUCUGAUAUAUUUCUACAUGAAGCAGUAGAUAAAAAGAAUAAAAAGAAUAAAAAACUUGCUAUAGUAUUGAUGGACACUCAAGGACUUUUUGACACAAAAACAUCGCCGACAGAUAAUUCGAGAAUUUUUGCACUUGGAACUUUGGCAUCGUCUAUUCAAAUAUUCAAUUUAAAUGAUGUCAUUCAAGAGAAUCAGUUGGAGUAUCUCCAUCUUGCAACAGAAUUUUCACAAUUUGCCAUGAAGGAGAACAAAAAUAAUAGAAAGCGCUCGAAAAACUACAAACCAUUUCAAAAGCUUGUCUUCUUAAUGCGAGACUGGCAAAAUAAGCAAGAUUAUGUCUACGGCGAAGUUGGUGGCAUGGGCUAUUUAUCAAAUGUCCUUCAAACACGUCCUGAUCAGCCAGUAUCACUGGCUAAUGUUAGAAACUUCAUUAAAAGUUCAUUUGAAAGUCUCGAUUGCUUUUUAAUGCCACAUCCAGGCGCAACUGUAACAACAGAUGAAAAUUAUGAAGGACAAAGAAUUGGCUUAUCUGAAGAUUUUGAAGAAUAUCUUGGAAUAUUCUUGGAAUUCAUCUUAGCUCCACGAAAGCUAAUAGCAAAGAGAAUUUUAAACAAUGAAGUAAGUGGAAGUGAAUAUGUAGAAUAUAUUAAAGCAUACUUUAGAGCAUUUGAGUCUGAUGAAAUUCCAAAAGUUGAAACACUAGUUGAAAUCACUAAAAGAAAACAAUAUGAAAUCUUAAUAGCUGAAGCUUUUGAGAAAUAUAAAUCAGAACUUGUUGUGCCAAACCUAAACUCUUUAAGUUUAAUUGAAGACAUUGAACUUAGUGGUAACAAAUCAAUCACUGUUGCACUUGCUUCAUUCAAAAAGAAAAAGAAGCUUGGCAAUCAAAAUGACGAAAUUAGGUUCGAAAACGAAUUAAAAGAAAGAAUGCAGGCUCACUUUACUGAAUGGAAGACAAAGCAUAUUAAAGCUUUUGAGAACUUGAAGAGAAUUGAAGAAGAAAAUGCUAGAAGACAAAAAGAAGCUCAAGAGGAAGCAGAAGCUAAAUUUGAACUUCAAAGACAAGAAAAUCAAGAAGCAAUGAUUAGACUUAUUCAAGAACAAGAGCAAAGAGAACGUUUAAUGAAUCAAACCUUAGCUGAUCUUAAAGCUGAUUCGACAAGGGAAAUUGAGCAGCUACGCAAGGAAUAUGAAGAACAAAGAGUAAAGUCACAAAAGGAAACUGAGACAAUUUUGAAUGAAAUGAAAAAACAAAAUGCAGAAAUGAGUCGAAGAGUUUCAGAAGCUCAACUUAAACUUCAGCAAGAAAUGAUUAAAAUGGAAAUGGAUGCAAAAGUGAAACAAAAAGAAAUGGAAACGAUGAUUGCUGAAAGGAGGGACUCAAAAUUAGAAGAAUUAAAAUUACUGGCUGACCAAAAAAGUUUAGAGCUUGAGCAUCAGAUGAAAAUUGAACAAAAUCGACAAAGAACGGAAGCAGAGCAAAGAAUCCACGAGAAACAAAUUGAACAAAAACGACAAAUAAUAAGAGAUGAAGCAGAAGCAGAACGGAAAAGAGAAUUUGAAUUGAUGCUUGUUAAUAUGCAGCAGCAUCAAAAAGAAAUGCAGCAAUUGAUGUUAUCUUCCCUUCGAUCGGGAUAGAAUUUAAUUUGAAGUUCUU